Phoenix dactylifera (date palm) is the source of this 1570-nucleotide messenger RNA. RefSeq lists its product as uncharacterized. NCBI's taxonomy places the organism in Eukaryota, Viridiplantae, Streptophyta, Magnoliopsida, Arecales, Arecaceae. The record is from RefSeq and is a predicted model, not a curated record.
AUUUCAGAUAAGAACGAGGGAGAAGAGAGACGCGAGGACAAUUCCAGCGCAAUUUCAGAUAAGAAAGACGAAGAGAGAGAAAGGAGGACGGGAUCCGCACGGCGUCCGGCGGCGGAGGGAAGGAGGGGAAUUGGCGGCAGCAGAGGGCGGCGGGACCCAAGCUUUCAAGGGCAUCUAGGGUUGAAAAAUGAGGGCUCGAAAUUAGGAACAUGGCGUUGUUAGCACACCAGACGCAGGGUUCUUAUUUAACAUAUUCCUUGAGGCCUAAAGAAUUGAUCCAUGGAGUGAGGUGGAGCACUUGUGCUGCAUUUCAGUUCAUUGGAAGGAAAGAUGAGUUUAUACCGUUGAAGCAUCGGUUUCAUUUCAGAGGCCGGCCCGUUAUUUUACAAAAGGGGAGAGCUUUCAAAGUCUCAUAUUUUAAAGGCAAUGCCCAGAAUGAUGAACCAGAAGCCAGAGACAGUUGCUCAACAUUUCCCAAGGCACCAGUUCAGCUCUCCACACAAGAAGAUAGUGAAGAAAUUUUGUCUGAUUCUCAUAAUGUACAGAAGCAUCCAUUAUCUUAUGCACCUGAAGGCAGAGAAGACACUAGAGCUGGAUCUCUUGCAAUACAAAAACUUUUCAGAAAGUGGUUGAUCAUGUUGCGCACACAGACAUCUAGUCAGGGAAUGGAUGAAAAUAUCUGGGAAGAACAUGCUGAGGGUGUAACUUCUGAAGGUCAACAAGUGACUGUGAGAAUGAAGGCAGGGAUAAUGCUGAAGGCUGCACUUGUGUACUUUUUGGGACUUGAUGCAGCAAUAUCCAUCCCACUAUUGAUAUUCAUACCAUGGUACCUAACUGUCAAACUGGUGUAUGGAGUUGAAGUCACCAAGGAGUUGACACCUUUAUGGGUUCUUGGGCCUCUGAUCGUCGCCCUCUAUAUAAAAAUCAUUGAAGGGCUCUGCUCACUGUAUCUUUUCCUCUUCAUGCAAGCUGUUAGAUUGGUAAAGAACCUACCAACGUACUCUUUGUUGGUCCAUAAUUACAUAAAUGAGGGAAAGCUCAAAGCAGUUCUCUGGGCCCUUUUCUGGAAGCCUUUAAUAAACAUCAAAAACUUAGAUUACAGAGCUCUUUUCAGAGGCAAAGUCAAACAACUUGAAGAGUGGGCGGUUGAGAAAUAUCUCGAUUAUAUUGAAUCAAUAUGGCCAUAUUAUUGCAGAACUAUCCGAUUUUUGAAGAAAGCACAUCUCAUUUAGCUGUGGUUAUCAAAGAUCACAGCUAUUGUAAUCAUCUCUCUUAUGUGUUUGCAGAAACGGCCAUUAAGAUUUGGAAUAACUGCUGAUUUUUUAGAGGUUUUUGCUAGAAAGGUAGCGAUGCGGAAUUGGAAAUUUCUGGUAUUCUUUAUUAAACAAGGUUCUUCUCCUUGAGAAAGCGAGAUUAUGAUUGGAUAUGUGAUUUUCAGGUAUCUGUACCAUUUAUGGACGUUAUUUGAUAUAUUCUGUAAUUGUUAAUUUUUUUCAUUUUACCCCCUUGGCAGAUUUGACAUAAUGAAAUUAAAACAUGACGAUACCAUUUGAUGACCUGACCUUUACUA